GAGGGUCGAGAAAAUAAGGAAGGAGACAGAUUGACCGCAUUGACUUGUAAAUCUUGGGUGGGAAAAUACCUCAAAAAAACAGCGUAAGGGGCACGGUCCGCGGCCACAAAGGCACAUAAAAUAACUUGGUUGGAACACGACGGUUUGUUAACAAAACUUCAUUCUCCUCAUAAAUCCAGCCAAGGCAGGCCAUAAAACACCCGCAAUUCAUUCCUAACCAAACUCCCUGCAAAAAUCUCAGUUACUUGUUAGAGAUGACUUUGUGCUGCUGUUAUUUGUUGCUUUGUAAAUGCCCACCGCCUGCUAAUAAUAGUAAUCCCCCAACGCCUGCUGAAUAUAUUUAUCCCUCACCCCUUUAUUACUCACCGCCUCCACCUGAUAAUGGCCCAGUGAAUAUAAAGGAUGAGAAUAGGGAUAAUCAAUGGGACGGCGAUUUGCUUUUGGUGAGCAUAGCGUGUAUCUGUGUUGCCUUUUUACUUAUCGUUACUGUUUAUUACCUGUAUGCCCGGAGCAAUGACAACCGGCUGACACAGAGAGAGCUGGAGCGCCGCCGUCUGCGCAGCCUGAGGAUUUCACGUAUCCGUAGAGCGUCGGAAGAUUGGAAUCCGGCGUCGCCGAGAGAGGGGCUUCGCAGAUCUAUGGUGGAUGCUCUACCGGUUUUUUUCUAUCAGCCGGAAAAUUUUACCGACGGCUUACGCUGCGCCGUUUGCCUUUGUGAAUUCCAGGAGAAGGAGAAAGCAAGGCAGCUGCCCAGCUGCAAGCAUAGUUUUCACUUGGAUUGUAUUGAUAUGUGGUUUUAUUCUCAUUCAACAUGUCCUCUUUGCAGGGCCAGAGUCGAUGCUCAGCCUGUACAAAUGGAAUUUUCAGUUAUAGAAGAAGAAGAAACGGAUAACAAGGUGUCGAUGAGCAGUAUGAGAGGUUCAGAUGCAGAAGAACAACAUAUUCAACGUAUUGAGAAGAAUGGUGAUUGUUGUGAGGGAGAGGAGGAGAGUGGAGGACAUGCUGUCAUUGACAUGCCCACCACUGAAAACUAAGCUCCAUAUCUCAUAUCUAAGCCCUUCGCUACAUUAUAUCAGAUUGCGAUAGUUUACCUUUUUUUUUUAUGAAUAGGCAGCGGGAUUCAAUUAAAUUAAUAAAAAAGUUACACUAUUGUAAAAAAAAAAUACGGGAUCACCCUUCAUAGUCAUGUGAUCACGGAUUUUUUUGAUUCACCCCUCAUAGUCAUGUGAUUAAGGAUUUUUUUUUUUGACUCUAGUGGUAUUAUAUACCAUUAGAGUCGUGAUUACGGAUUUUAGGAGGGCCUCCUUGUGUGUUGCUAAAUAAAAAGGAUGGAUGCU
Messenger RNA from Cryptomeria japonica (Japanese cedar), 1337 nucleotides. Its product is annotated as RING-H2 finger protein ATL64. Gene Ontology annotation, molecular function: transferase activity. The transcript has a single exon. Lineage: Eukaryota; Viridiplantae; Streptophyta; Pinopsida; Cupressales; Cupressaceae. Bases 255 to 1034 code for a protein of 259 amino acids. The record is from RefSeq and is a predicted model, not a curated record. Gene Ontology annotation, biological process: protein ubiquitination.